AUGCCAAUUAAGUCAAAGCAGCCAGCCAGGCAAACCAAGAACAAGACCAAAAAAGCGCAGGUUCGCCAGCGAUCCUCAAGCCCGGUUGAUGAAAGGCAGGAAAAAUCGGGGGAUGGCCAGGAGAUAGAAGACCAAAGUAGCGAUGAGGAGGCUCCCAGGUUGGAUAUGACGAACUUGUUGAAAGCUUUGGAAGAUCAAUCUAAACAAAAAUUGGCGAAGAAACAAAACAAAACUUUCCAAGAGAUCGAAGCCGUCCUCCAAGGCGCUCUAGUCGAGCGAUUAAACAACUUGAUUCAAACUCAAGAAAGCGAAUUAGAGGGAAUCGUUUCGGACUAUUUUAAUUUCAAGGCGCAGACUGAGGACCAGAAAGACGAAUUAAUAAAGGAAAUCAUCAACCAGCAACAAUCCUUUCAGGUAGUAGAGCACAAUUUCUCCAAGAUAUCUCUUCGGAUCACACAACGUCUGAUCAGGUGA
This is a messenger RNA of Puccinia triticina, 474 nucleotides long. RefSeq lists its product as uncharacterized. The record is from RefSeq and is a predicted model, not a curated record. The transcript is spliced from 3 exons. Bases 1 to 474 code for a protein of 157 amino acids. Lineage: Eukaryota; Fungi; Basidiomycota; Pucciniomycetes; Pucciniales; Pucciniaceae.